AUGCGGAGACCAGAAGUCCCAGGGCGGGAAGCUGUGCUUGAGUCUGGCGCCUUAGACCACUCGGCCAUCCUGACACCACACGGUAAUUCGCUUCAAUUUCCCUCUUCAGCUUCGGCUCUCCCCGGGACUCGCGGCCGAGGCGGGAACCCCGAACUCCGACGCAGAAACGCAAAGACCGAUGAGCGCGCGGUCGGCGCGGACCCGAGCCUCUCCUGCAGACCUGGAGACCAGGGAGCGGGCGCCCCUCCCCGCAGCCGGGCCUCGGGCCUCGGGCCUCCGGCUUCGGGCCUCGCAGCGACCCCUCCUGGGACCUGGCCUGGGACCGACCUGCCUGCAGGCCACCGCGAUCUUCGUGAUCGGACCCGCAUCCUGCAGGCCCGGCUCGGCGAACCAGUGCCUGGACGCAGGGGGUCGUUGAGAGACCCGUUCAGGGCAUUUCGAGGCGUUCCUCCGGUCCCCGACAAUGAGGCCACCGGCCGCAGCCACGCGUCACCUUUCACUUCCCCAAACGGGUCGGGAGCCUCCUGCCCCGCGGGGUCGCUCGGGCGCCGCGGGAUAAUCCGGUCCCCCCUUUCUCUAGAGCCCCCAGGGGCCUUUCAGCUACAUCACCCGCGGGGGCGGGGGCCCGACAGCAGCUACUCUGAAACGGAAGGUUUGCUUUUUAUGCAUCUUCCUCCUACAGACCACAGAACCUGGCUGCACGUCUACCCCAGGAGAAGGAGGUCCUUCUGGUUCCCUUCCAUCUUUGUUUCGUUUUUGUUUUGCUUGUUUUUAAGACGAGUUCCCAGGCUUCCUUAAGGUCACCAGGUUGGCAGAGCAAGGCAUGACCUUCUCAGGAAAAUCGCUGCCGCCUUCUCUCUAGGAAGAAGGGUCACCGGUGGCUCUGAGAUGUUGGGGGAGGGGAAGGACGGAGUAACGGAGGGUGCUGCCCUCGCGCGAGGAACGAAAUGGGGCUGCGCGCACGGGGAGAGUGGGAGGAGUCUCCAUCGGGAAGAAGAGAAACUUAGGACUAAGAGGGGAAAAUGUUUGAGGAGAAUGGCAAGAACAAAAAUGAGCCUUGUCAGAAGUGGGAUUCGAACCCACGCCUCCAUGCGGAGACCAGAAGUCCCAGAGCGGGAAGCAGAUGCUUGAGUCUGGCGCCUUAGACCACUCGGCCAUCCUGACACGACACGCUGGUGCUGUGCGAAGUAACAACUGUCAGUGACCAAAGACCUUCCAUCCAGGAAGGGAGCGCAGAGCUAUUUCCAGCAGGUGCAGGAGCGAUCGAGCAUUCGGCACGACCUGCAAAACCCGAAGCUGGGACAGGACGAGUUCUGCGGGGAAGCGGCGAGUUGGCAACGGGAUGAACGCAGCUCUGAAGUCCAGGCGCCCACGCCUCUCUGGAGGUCUUUCUCCCGCUGCUCCCCCGAAUCCUACUGGCCAUGACUUGCAGGACCGGCCUUAGGCGUAGGGCGCUGGGAAUGCAGAUUUGAUCUGCGCCGCGUGGCGACCGCCGUCUAGGGGGCUCUCCCUGAGGUUCACAGACUCUCCCGCAUCUGGGAGGUCACUGGGUGUGACACCAUCCUCGGGAAGUCAUGACCCCAUGGCUUCUGUCUUAGGAGGUUAACACAAAUUCUGCAGGUUCUGUAGCAGACAAAAUGAAAAAGAGUGGAAUAGUGGUCUGAAGAUUUCAGAGGGAAAAUUGAGAAGGAAAGAACGGCCCAGAAAGGAAUCAACUAGAAUUUCCCAAGGCUGGAGCUCAUGCAAUAAACAUCACACCUCUGUUUUCGGAAUAUUAGUGGCCAGGCUCAUCUCAAGAAACUGGGGUUCUCUCUGCCCUUGGAGAACAAUGAUUUCUGGUUCCUUAAGAAGUAUGGAGUAUUGAUAACCUGUCUUUGUAAAAAUCCAUUUAAAAAAUUUACCUCUGCGGUAGCAAGCACCUUCUAUGUUCAAGACUUUUUUUCUUUUUAAACUUUAGAGCAAUCCGAAUCAUACAAAAGAAUAUGAUACAUAACCAUGAAGCUGAAAGGAGAGAAGUCUGGUUUUGAGUAAGUAAGCAGCAGGUGGCCAUGGGCUCAGGUGUGAGCAAAGAUUCCAGCAAGUGGGCCUACCGUGUCUCAUGAGUGAGCAAAGAUCUGCAGUGAGAGAAGCCGCACGCCUUUUCAGCUGCUUGGUCCUUCCUGCCUUUUACUAGGUUGUAGCUCAAGAUAAAACGUGGAGCUAAAAAAAUAGAGCCAGUGUACCUGAGUGGACUCCCGUGCGUGGGUGGUGAGGGGCGGCGCAUUAUAGGGUUGACUGCAGUGGAAGGCGGGACC
Messenger RNA from Lutra lutra (Eurasian river otter), 2294 nucleotides. RefSeq lists its product as uncharacterized. The record is from RefSeq and is a predicted model, not a curated record. Bases 1 to 798 code for a protein of 265 amino acids. The transcript is spliced from 2 exons. Lineage: Eukaryota; Metazoa; Chordata; Mammalia; Carnivora; Mustelidae.